Caenorhabditis briggsae is the source of this 453-nucleotide messenger RNA. The transcript has a single exon. Bases 1 to 453 code for a protein of 150 amino acids. The record is from RefSeq and is a predicted model, not a curated record. Gene Ontology annotation, biological process: embryo development. Lineage: Eukaryota; Metazoa; Nematoda; Chromadorea; Rhabditida; Rhabditidae.
AUGGUACAACUACAAAACUUAUCAUUGAGUUGCAAUUUGACACUGGGCAGAAACUUUGCUGAUAUGGAAAACUUUGACAUCUUUCUUUCCUCAUCUCCUGUAUUGAAGAGAGUUAAUAUGUCCGUUGGAACGACAACCGAACCAUUCAGACCGGAUUCCAAACUCUAUGAGGCUGAAUCAAUUAAAGUCACCCAGCACUCACCUACCGUUCCUGAUAUUUUCAGCCGUUUUCAAGGAAGACAAGUGUUUUUAAGAUGGACAAGUGGUGGAGAUUUGGAGUUGGAAUUGUGGAGAUUUGUGAAUGAAUGGAUAACUGGAGAAACAUUUCAAAAUCUGGAGUAUUUGAAAGUCGAAAUUUCGAAAACAAUCGGGCCGCAAUUUCUGAAUUUAAUUUCAGCGAGACGUAUUGAUGAAGAAGAUAAACCACCAACACACACUCUGCCAAAAGUGUAA